UAUGCUACCUGUGAGAGCGGAUGGCCUGGGAUCAUAAACAUAUUCAGAACCGAGAAAUAUUCCUCUGCUCCAUCACACGAGAUGGCGCCUCCAGUGGAUUAUCUUCGUGCGCGGAACUGCUGGACAGAAAAGACGUGUGUGUGUGUGUGCGCGCGCGUGUGAAGGCAGACAGGGAGAAGUCUUCACAGCUGAAUUACCUCUAAAUACAACACGCCAGAUUUCUCUUAAGAGGUCGAAAGCCGUGCACUUAAGGAACAAUGGUCUAUGUGUUAAACGACUUUGAGGAAAUCUGCAUUAAUUAUCUCGUUAUAAUCCUGCGACAAGUCGAAUGAGUGAAGAUAAAGAAAUUCAAUUAUUUAUUCGUGUUUUGAUUCAUUCAGAAUGCAUUAAUGAACUUGAAGUGACAAGGUAAAAUUAUGUGCAUGAAAAGGAGUGGAGAAAACAGAAAUUCGAAGAUUACAGUUUUUUUCACGUUUUUAAAGGGGUCGUUGAACAAUGUCUACAUCGUAGACCCAAAUCUUUCACUCUGACAGCAAACGGCGGUGGUCGAGAUCUUGUAGAAAAUCAUGUUGCGUUUCUCAACGGAUUUGGUGUAAAGUUUUGUAAAAAAAAAAAACGUUAGGUUGUGAACUGAUUAUUUUACUCGGAAGAUCUGUGUAUUUUACUGGAGCAUUCGACUGAUGGUGCUUCUUACAUGAGAAAUUUGGUUGUUCCUGAGAAGUCACUCCUGGGAUGGACCUGCUUCUCGACGCAAAGGCAAUAUCCCAGGGUGCGGUCCCACGGUGAGGCAGCACAUGUGGUCCUGACUGAGGUGUAGAAGACUGCAGUGGUGAGCAGAUGAUGUUCACAGACAAGAGCUCCAGCACGUCUGUGCCUAAGAAGGCGCCCAAGAAGAAGAAGACGCGCCCGCAGGGCCUGCCCUCCCCGGCCCUGUGCUGCGCCUGCGGCCUCUGCAUCAUGCUGGCGGGCAUCAACAUCACCCUGGUGGGCGCCUUCGCCUUCGGCUCCUUCCUGCCCAAGAGCAACCCGCCCAUCGUCAUCGGGCCCGUCCUCCUCCUGGUGGCCUUCACCUUCUUCGGGGCCUGCUGCGUGUGCAGCCGCCGGCCCCCCGCCCAGGGCUCGCGCAAGGCCAAGGGGGGCGGCAACCUGGGCCUGAUCCGCACCGGGGGCGUGGCCUUCGAGAUCGAGACCAGCGAGCACACCCUGCAGGACACCACCGCCGUCCAGCUGAGCCCCACCAACUCGCCCGGCUCCUCGCGCAGGUCCAGCCCCUCGUACGAGGCCGCCUCCCGCGCCUGCAAGCUCUUCACCAUGGAGACCAACGGCCCGGCGUCCGCCUGCUACUCCGCCUCCCCGGCCGGCGAGGCCGUCCAGCUCAACCUGCCCCGCGACCCUGCGGCGACCUAAUAUGGAAAUGAGGCGCGGCGGUCUUUUGCCCUGCUCGCGUGAUGACCCCCCAGGCCGGCCGCUCUGUCACUGGGGAAGCUCACCUCCAGCAUCUUCAGAGUGAGCCCGACAGUGCUAAUGAGUUGUUCUCUGCCAGGGAUCAUAGCCUUUCCAGCAGAGCUUUAGACGUCAUACUGAGCACUGUGAGAGGACAAACUGGAAACAAUAUACUGUAAAGUACUGCUACUGUGAUUGUAUGCCGUCGCUGUUUUGAAGAGGUUGUGGGUAAAGCUAGAACUGGUAGGAUCUGGUGCGUUGAUGUACAUUAAGGAAGACAUCUCCUCACAGUCUGAACCUCUGACUGUUGGGGUGGGUAUUAAGAACAAUCCUGGUAAACGUGUCCCUUUGUGAGGGGCUCUGUCAUGCUGUCUCUGUGUUUUACUUCCAGAACGAACAAAACAAAGCCAUGCAUAUGGGAAUAUGGGCUAAUUAAAGGGGAUGGAUCUAUGUGUUGUCAGAGUGUAAGAGGAGAAAUGGUUUUGAAAGCUGGGAAAUACAACUUGAUGGCAAUAUUUCUGUGAAUUUAUUUGAAAUGGUGGUAAUAUAGGAAAUAAUUCUUACAUAUUGGAAUUUUCAUGGAAUUACUUCAGCAUAAACAAUUCAUAGAUUCAUAAUAUUUCAUAGAUCUAUAUUUCCUGUCAUCGGUAAUAUAGUCUGAGCACAGAAGAACAAACGUUAGCCUUCCAACCUUACUAUUUUCAGUACCCUACUCAAUCAGUGUAAAGCAAAACACAUUGAGAAUAAAAAAUUGUUAAAUGGGAAACACAUUGCCCAUUUAAUUGCAAAUCUUUUUAUUGUUAUGAUUCUUAACCUGUCCCUCCUAUUGAAUAGAAUAGAAUAGAAAUGUAUUGCCCAAACAAGGCCUCAUCUCAAGAGCAUUUAAAAUAGAUUGAAUAUCACCAAAACAGAUUUCACAUGACAUUAUAUAAAAUAUGGCUGCUGAGAAAAAUAUAAACCAUCCCAACAUAAUCAUCGUGUCCUAUUGAGUCGGAUAAUUGCAUUAGGGACAAAUGACCUUUUGCACAGGUUACAUUUAGCUAAUGUUUUAAAACAAUGUCCAGAAGGAAGAAUCUCAAAGUCAGAAUGGAGAGGGUGGUCAGGGUUGUUUACUGUAGCCUUAGAUUUCCUGAGUACAGCUGAGCCGUAAAGAAGAUUGUUAAAGCGAAGACCCGAAUCACUGUGGUCAUUGAAGAGCCCAUGGCACGUUUUUGUAGGCGUAGGGGUUCUAAAAGAUUGGCUGUCUGCACCUGGCCACCUAAUCACCCUGUACAUAUGAUUGGCUGCCCAAUCUCUUGCACCGCUAUCUGCUUUGAUACCCAAGACCAUCACUGUAAAAUAGAACCGAUGUAUCAAUUCACUUAUCUGGCUUAAUACAGGUAAAAAAGAUAAUAACAACAACAAUAAUAAUAAUAAUAAUAAUAAUAAAAACAACAAUAAUAAUUUAGUUGGGUUAGUAUGUUUGUGCACUUCUGUAUAUUUGUCUAUAUUUAUACAUAACAGUACUUAUUUAUUAAAAUGUAUUAAACUGACAGUGAAUUAUUUUAGAUAUUCGAGAAAACAUUUGUGUUAAAGAUUAUCCACUUUGUCCUGGUAUUUCACUAGCUAUCUUUUCAUGUUAUCUCCUAAAAUGACUAUAUAACUUUACAUAAUAUAGUAUGUUAGGGAACUCACACAACAUCACACGU
This is a messenger RNA of Anguilla rostrata (American eel), 3131 nucleotides long. RefSeq names its product transmembrane protein 275-like. Lineage: Eukaryota; Metazoa; Chordata; Actinopteri; Anguilliformes; Anguillidae. The coding region runs from base 838 to 1407 and encodes 189 amino acids. The transcript is spliced from 2 exons. The record is from RefSeq and is a predicted model, not a curated record.